Molecule: messenger RNA, 2687 nt
Organism: Leptonychotes weddellii (Weddell seal)
Lineage: Eukaryota; Metazoa; Chordata; Mammalia; Carnivora; Phocidae
Source: RefSeq, a predicted model, not a curated record
AUGAAUCAACAGGCAAAGCAGGUGGUUACUGUUCUUGGUGUGGUGAUUGAUCCUGACUACCAAGGGGAAAUUGGGUUACUACGGCACAGUGGGGAUAAGGAAGAGCAUGUUUGGAUUGUGGAAGAUCUCUCAAAGCGCUCUUACCACUGCCACAUCCUGGAUUUAAGCCAAGAGAGAAACUACAGCAACCCAGUUCAGCCCAUGCAGUGCCAUUUUGCUGCUGCUGAUUCACUACUUCUUAUCUGUGCCGGAAACCAGGGUCUGUUCGGAAAACUGUUUAAAGUUCUGUGCGGCUGGAGCAUAAGUGCAGGGAACAAACAGAUCAGUUUGAUUUCUGGUUUUGAUUUUACUCCCAUACUUUCAGACUGCAGAAUCCGCAAUGGUGAGAAUGGAAUACACUUCCUCUUAAACAGAGAUGGGAAACGAAGGGGUGAUGCCUUAAUUGAAAUGGAGUCAGAGCAGGAUGUGCAAAAAGCCUUAGAAAAGCAUCGCAUGUACAUGGGACAACGAUAUGUGGAAGUGUAUGAGAUAAACAAUGAAGAUGUGGAUGCCUUAAUGAAGAGCCUGCAGGUCAAAUCUUCACCCGUGGUAAAUGAUGGCGUGGUUCGUUUGAGAGGACUUCCUUAUAGUUGCAAUGAGAAAGACAUCGUAGACUUCUUUGCAGGACUGAAUAUAGUAGACAUCACUUUUGUCAUGGACUACAGAGGGAGAAGAAAAACAGGAGAAGCCUAUGUGCAGUUUGAAGAACCAGAAAUGGCCAACCAAGCUCUAUUGAAACAUAGGGAAGAAAUUGGUAACCGGUAUAUAGAGAUAUUUCCAAGCAGAAGGAAUGAAGUCCGAACACAUGUUGGUUCUCAUAAGGGAAAGAAAAUGGCAUCUUCUCCUACUGCUAAGUAUAUAACUGAGCCAGAAAUGGUCUUUGAAGAACACGAAGUAAAUGAGGAUAUUCGACCCAUGACAGCUUUUGAAAGUGAGAAGGAAAUAGAACUGCCUAAGGAGAUGUCAGAAAAGCUUCCAGAGGCUGUUGAUUUUGGAACUACAUCUUCACUACAUUUUGUCCACAUGAGAGGAUUGCCUUUCCAAGCUAAUGCCCAAGACAUUAUAAACUUCUUUGCGCCGCUGAAGCCUGUUAGAAUCACCAUGGAAUACAGUUCUAAUGGGAAGGCCACUGGAGAGGCUGACGUGCACUUCGAUACCCAUGAGGAUGCUGUUGCAGCUAUGCUCAAGGAUCGGUCCCAUGUUCACCAUAGAUAUAUUGAAUUGUUCCUGAAUUCAUGUCCAAAGGGAAAAUAAGACUUCCAGGGACUCCAGAUAAUAAGGAUGAAGCAAGAAGCAUUUCAUUUGCACAUCUUUUCUUGGACAUGGAAUAUAAAGUUCCAGUUUUGUAGCAGCAACUGCUAGAGAAAGGAUUUGGGGGUUUUGGGUUAAUUGCUUAUAAGACAAAUUACGUAGUGGACUGUUUAGAAAGAAAAAGGAAAGAUUCAGUUUGGAAUUAUGAAAUAAACCACAAAUUUAAAUUUUCGUUUAAUCUGUUCAAGAUCUGAUUUAAAAAUCUGGGGUUUUUAUUACAUAUGAUUAAACAGUUUGUUUUCAUAGGAGAUGUGUUACCCAAUGAAAAGACUACAUCUUUUUAUUUAGCACUGUCCUUGAAAAUCUUUUCUCCCAUUUUACAAAUGGUCUGUUGGAGGUUUUGUCCUUUUGCCUAUGAAUUAAGGCUCUGAUGUAAAACUUCUCUGGAAUGAAAUACUGAUUUAUUUUAACCAAAUACUCACCAAAGCAAGGAAAGGCUUCAGACCUUUGAAUUAUUAAGGUUUGGCAAAGUAGUUAUAAUUUUAGUUGUAUUAGAGUACUUAGGUAGGAGUAGAAAUUUAAAAAAAAAAAUAAGUACCACAGGUUAGUGAGUGUAAGUGACAACAAUUUGGCAGUUUUACGUCUUUGGAAAUGUUUUGCCUUUCUAAGCCUUGUGCUAAAGGCAUUUGACUUUGGUGCCUGUAUCCUUAAGGAGAGAAUUCUUGUCUCAAAAGUUCUCUGAACACUCACCCCCCCCAACUUUUUUUGACUGUGGGUAAAUCUUGAGGGUGUUUGUUAGUCUCAAAACCGUGAAGUGACAUGUCAGAACAGUCCUGACUGGUAAAGACAUUAAUGGCUUCACUUGAAUUUAAACCAGCUCCUGAGAGGAAAAAGAAACUGUCUCCUCAUUUGCUUUUUUCAGUGGGAUAGCACAUCCCAUAUUUUAGAACAAGUAGGGGUGCCUUGCUUAAAUAAAAAUAGCAUUUAAUGUAUAACUGUGUGAAGGGUUUAUGGAUAAAGCUGUACUUCUGUCACAUUGUGACAGUACCUUCUGCUUUAAUAUUAAACAGCUUGUUAUUUAAAUACUGGAUCAAAAUGGCUGGCUUCAAAAUGUAGUCCUUAAUAAACUAACUUUACGUGCACCUGUGUAGGAGAAUCAAAGUCCCGUAUACUUUCUUUGCCUUGUUCCUGUUCUCAGGGUGACGACUGCCACAUAGUUACCAGGAGAUAAAAUUCUAGUUCUUAAAAUUGAAUUAGCCCAGAUUUCUGAGAGGUGAUAUCUGGAAGAGAGAUGACGUCUUCUCUCACUUAAUACAUAACCAUCUUUGAUUACCAGCUAAGAUACGAGAUCACUGUACUGUAAGUAGUCAAUAAAUGAAGACUUGUUUCAGGCUGCA